CACACACACACCUGAGGAGGGGAAUCAAUCGCCGUGGGCUUUUUUUCUUCCAAAAUGCUGGGUUGCUAGAGGAUGGCGUCGGCUGUGUUUGAAGGGACCUCUCUGGUCAACAUGUACGUGAAGGACUGUUGGGUGAACGGCGUCAGGAAACUCAUCGUCAACCGGAGGGAAGAGGAGUUUUUCGAGAUCCGGAGCGAGUGGUCGGACAGGAAUGUGCUUUACUUACACAGGAGUUACUCAGACCUGACCCGAGUCUUCAAGAGGUUACUGGAGACCUUCCCCUUCCCCGCGGACCAGGCUCAGCUCUCCGGAUCGCCCCUCGUCCAAGGAUUAGUUGCAGUGAAGGAGGCUCGUGAUAUUGAAGCAAGACUGAACGAAGUGGAGAAAGUGCUGAAGAUUAUAAUUAGCUUACCCUGUAAAUAUUCCAGGUCAGAGGUUGUCCUCACCUUCUUUGAAAGGUCAUCAAUAGACCAAGUGUUAAAAAAUGACAGCAUACAGAAGAUUCAGAUGAGCUUCCAAAGCCCAGUCAAAAUAUCUGAAAUUAUGCGCUCCAAUGGGUUCUGUUUGGCGAACACGGAAACCAUUGUGUUUGACCACAGUAUUCCAAAUGGGAAAGACCAGAUCAUAGCAACAGAUGCCACUGAAGCCCUCUUUGAAAAUGGAAGUGAAUAUUCUGCCGAGGCUGAGAUCAGUGACCCUAGUGCCUAUGUCACAAACUUGUCCUACUACCAGCUUGUUCCUUUUGAGACAGAUAUUUUGGAAUGAUUCUAUUAGAGGAUUUAUUUAAUCAGAGGAUGGCUCUUUCUCAAUCCUCCCCCUCCCUGCCCCCAAUCCUCAAUUGAAGCAUGAACUUUCACCUUUGACACCUCUCUCAGCAGCUUGUUUGGCUGGUCCAAUUUCCCAGGGAUUCGGCCUUUUUUCAGUUUGUCACUGAAAUGUUUACAGAAAAACGAAUUGACAUUUGAAAAGCGACACUGAUUGAAAGUGUGAACCUGUGCACUCUGGAGUCCUCGUGUAUGAUCCUUGUGAUACAGAGAUCCACGCGACCAAGGUCAACAGGAAAAGAAAAGGGCAUCUCCUUCAUGGAAGAAAAAUCAUCACAAUAAUUACAGAGUUAUAGUCUUUAAACAGCAGCUUCUGAGGAUAAAGGUCCCAUUGUACAACUUUAGGAGCUGUAGCCAUAUUAUUUCAAAGCACAUUGUGUCCUCAGACCUGUUUGUAAGGAGAAAAAAAGAAGUUUGUGCAAGAACUGGGAAGGAUUUAGGAUCGUCAUGUGAUUGAUUCCAAGUGAAGUCCUAAGACUGGACACCAUCCUUACAGAGUGGAAAGUGAGAAAAGUUAGACUAUCUUCGAUGUCAAGUAUUUUGGGACCAGGAAGAAUGGGUGGAUCCUGAUGUUUUGUGACAAUUUCUAUUCCAGUUUUCAUUACAAAGCCACCGCAGAGUAUCUAGCAAGUGUUCACUUUGAGGUAGGUAGACAGAACUGUGACAGAACCGGCUACGAAUGAAAAGCUCGAGCGAUUGGUGCUAUGGUGCCUAUGCCUUAGUCUAAGAGGCUGCUCCUCACAGUAUUGCUGCUGCUGCAGGGAAUACACACACACACAUGCACAUUCUCUUCUACAAGCGCCUUUUAAACAAAUAUCUACUAACUUACUAUUUUUGCUUCAUGUAAAUAGUAAAUUAUUGAAGUCUAAAUUGUUUUAUACAAUGUGUCUUCAAAUGUAUUUUAUUUGAAAAAGUAUUAAUCAAUUAAA
Molecule: messenger RNA, 1753 nt
Organism: Callorhinchus milii (elephant shark)
Lineage: Eukaryota; Metazoa; Chordata; Chondrichthyes; Chimaeriformes; Callorhinchidae
Gene: pxdc1b
Product: PX domain containing 1b
Exons: 5
Coding region: 73-765 (230 amino acids)
Molecular function (GO): phosphatidylinositol binding
Source: RefSeq, a predicted model, not a curated record